Messenger RNA from Galleria mellonella (greater wax moth), 2853 nucleotides. It is a transcript of the gene Tsr1, whose product is annotated as pre-rRNA-processing protein TSR1 homolog. The record is from RefSeq and is a predicted model, not a curated record. Lineage: Eukaryota; Metazoa; Arthropoda; Insecta; Lepidoptera; Pyralidae. Gene Ontology annotation, molecular function: U3 snoRNA binding; GTP binding; GTPase activity. The transcript is spliced from 9 exons. Bases 130 to 2481 code for a protein of 783 amino acids. Gene Ontology annotation, biological process: endonucleolytic cleavage of tricistronic rRNA transcript (SSU-rRNA, 5.8S rRNA, LSU-rRNA); maturation of SSU-rRNA from tricistronic rRNA transcript (SSU-rRNA, 5.8S rRNA, LSU-rRNA); ribosome biogenesis. Gene Ontology annotation, cellular component: nucleus; preribosome, small subunit precursor.
UCAGUGUAUGGUCUCUGUUGUCAACAUUCAUAAAAUUACAUCCAUUAUUACCAUGUGUUUUCAAUGUUUUUUUUUGUAAAUAAAUAAUAGUUUUUAUAUGUUGAACGUUAAAUCUAUGAUUAUUUAAUCAUGCAACAUACACAUCGUCCCGGACAUUUGAAACAAAGCAAUAAAACUCACAAAUCUCGCCAUCGUUCGAAGCGCGGAAUAGCGGCUGCAGUUAAAGGUAAAGUAAAUGUGAAAGAAUUUGUCCGUCGUAAUCGUCAUAUUCUCAAGAAAGAUGAGCGUCGGCACCAAGCAAAUCAAAUUCGCAAGAAUAAACGUGAGGAGGUUUUGGCUAAGAAACGUGCACUUGGCGGCACACGAUAUCCUCCGUUUUUAGUAUGUGUCGUACCCCUGAAUGCUCAACUGGAUGUGCAAUCAGCUUUGGUCAUAUUAAAAACAUGUUCUGAGGAAGCAGUUGUGUCACAGUCCGAAAAUGGGAUUUUGCAUAUUGGCCUACCAAACUUCAAGCAACGCUUCUCCUUUAUUUGUCCUGAAGUAGACAAUGAGUUUGCUCUGCUGGAUGCUCUUAAAAUUGCAGACACAGCACUGUUUGUUAGCUCGGCUUUAGAUGAACCUGUUGAUGAAUGGGGAGAGAAGGUUUUAGCAUUAUCCAUGGCCCAGGGCAUGCCUACUCCAGUAGUAGUUGCUAUGGACAUAGAAGGUGUUCACCCAAAGAAACGCACCACAGAAAAACAAAAUGUUCAAAAGUUGAUAUCAAAAUGGCUUCCAGAAGAGAAAGUAAUGCAAUUGGACAAAAGUUCUGAUGGAUUGAAUUUAUUACGUAGAAUUGGAAAUCAGAAACGUAACAUUAUCCAUCAUAGGGAAAAGAGACCUUAUUUACUAGCUGAAGAAGUUCAAUAUGUUCCUGAUGCAGAAGGAGAAAGUGGUACUUUAAAAGUUAGUGGAUAUUUACGUGGGAUGCCAUUAAAUGUAAAUGGUUUGGUGCAUAUAACUGGGUUAGGAGACUUUCAGAUGAUAAGGAUUGAUGGACAUGAGGAUCCACAUAGUUUGAAUUUGGGGAAGGAGAAUACAAAAUCUGAUUCAAUGGAUGCUGAAAUAACUAAAACAUCAGUGCUACAAGUUGCUGAUCCUACUAAGCAAGAGAGCUUGGCAUCUGAAAAUAUACCUGAUCCAAUGGAUGCAGAGCAGACAUGGCCAACAGAGGAAGAAAUUGAACAAGCUAAUUUAGAGACAAAAACGAAGAAGGUAAAGAAGGUUCCAAAAGGGUGGUCAGACUAUCAAGCUGCUUGGAUUGUGGAAUCAGAUGUUGAAGGUGAAGGUUCUGAUGCAAGCGAAAGUCAAUCUGAGAAUGAAGAAUUUAUGUCAUGCGAGGAAGACAACUCGGAUGCAGAGGAUGCUGAGGAUAACGAUUUUGAAUCUGUCACUGAAUCUGAAGUUGGUGUUAGUGAUGAGAAGUAUGAUACCACAAUUGAUGCUCAUGAAGAGCAUGAAAUGCUACACAAGUUGGCAGCUGCUAAAGAGGAUAGGCAAUUCCCUGAUGAGGUUGAUACUCCGCAAGAUGUGCCAGCCAGGGAGCGAUUUAUGAGAUAUAGAGGCUUAGAGUCUUUCAGAACUUCCCCUUGGGACCCCAAGGAGAAUCUGCCGGCAGAUUAUGCUCGUAUUUUCCAGUUUGAAAAUUACGACCGCACUAGACGAAGGAUUUUUAAAGAGAAUAAGGAUAGUUUAAUUAAUAUGUAUGGAUUUUAUAUAACGAUCCAUGUAAAAGAUGUCCGUCAAGAUCUGUGGAAGGUGUAUCACACAGCCAACCAAAAUGCCCCACUUGCAGUCUUUGGACUCUUGCCACACGAACACAAGAUGUCCCUCAUGAAUGUAGUACUGAAGCGUACUGGCGCCAGUGACGAGCCCAUCAAGAGCAAAGAGAGGCUAAUAUUUCAAGUGGGAUAUCGGAGGUUUAUUGUAAACCCCAUAUUUAGUCAGCACACUAAUGGCAGUAAACAUAAGUAUGAAAGAUUUUUCCAGCCUGCAUCUACAUGUGUUGCUACUUUCUAUGCUCCAAUUCAAUUUAGUCCAUCCACUGUAUUGUGUUUUAAGGAGAAAAGGAACACAAAACUGCAAUUGAUUGCGUCUGGCGUAUUGCUGUCAUGUAAUCCUGACAGGUUGAUCAUCAAACGAAUUGUACUCUCUGGACAUCCUUAUAAGGUUCACAAAAGGUCAGCGGUUAUACGAUUUAUGUUUUUCAACCGCGAGGAUGUGUUGUAUUUCAAACCGUGCAAGCUGAGGACGAAAUAUGGACGGACGGGACACAUCAAAGAAUCACUGGGUACUCACGGCCACAUGAAGUGUGUAUUCGAUGACCAGUUAAAGUCACAAGAUACGGUCCUACUGAACCUCUACAAACGAAUGUUCCCCAAGUGGACUUACGAGAAUUGCAUUGUCACCGACAGAGAUAGCAAGAGUGAUGCUAUGGAAUCUUAGAUGUAAAAUAAAAAUUAUCUCAAGCAAAUAGUUUAUUAUUGUAAACUAGCUCUCUCAAAAAAGUGUAUUGAAGUAUAUUUAUAUGGUAAUGCGUACGUAAUGUGGUCGCCGUGUGGUCCCAGCAUAGAAUGAGCCACCCCUUCCUUUCUCGUGGGUGUCGUAAAAGGAGCCUAAGGGAACUUAAUGGUCGAGACAUGGGCAGUAGGGUCUCUCUUUAAACAUCAAAGCCUAACUGCGAUUGCCAACCUGCCUGCCAAGCAUGGUAACUACUGACGUCACUUGUUUCUGUAAUUGUAAUAAGCAUGGAUCGUGGCGAUUUUGUAUCAAAUGCCCAUGUUGUACUAUGUUGUUUAUUAAAUUAUUAUUUGUUAA